Xenopus laevis (African clawed frog) is the source of this 3085-nucleotide messenger RNA. Its product is annotated as zinc finger protein 271. Bases 215 to 2866 code for a protein of 883 amino acids. NCBI's taxonomy places the organism in Eukaryota, Metazoa, Chordata, Amphibia, Anura, Pipidae. The transcript has 7 exons. The record is from RefSeq and is a predicted model, not a curated record.
UCGUACUGUAAGUAAAUAAUGCAGGGAACAAACUUCCGGUUUGAACCGGAAGCAGCCAGGAAAGGAUGCACGGAGGGAUCUGCAGGCUGAUGGGUGCCCGGUUGCUUUUUUUUUGUUUUGCCCUAUUAAUCCCUGGUUUCAGCACCUCCCAGUAAGAAACACAGCUGUUAUACAGCAGACUCGAUCCAUUUUUCCUCUUUAAGAAUUCUAAAAGAUGGAGGAGAUUACUUUGAUGAAAUUCUGUACCCAGAACGAAGAUGACAUGAAAAACGAAAUGCUAGCUCUCGAGGAUUCUGCUUCAGAAGAGCUACCUCAAAAAAGACCAAAAGGAAGACCAAAAGGAAGAAAAAAUAGAGGUUCCCACAGAAAGGUAUCCAUAAAGUUUGAAGAUGUGGCAGUUUAUUUCAGUGAGGAUGAGUGGAAUUACUUGGAAGAUGGACAAAAGAACCUUUACAAAAAUGUAAUGAUGGAAAAUUAUUAUGCGGUCAGCUCAGUUGGUUGUGCAAAUAAAAAGCCAAAUAUUAUUGUUAACAUUGAGCAAGGAGAGAAAACCUAUUUAGGCUAUACACCUCCUGACAGAACAAAGUAUGUUUCCAUGCUGCGCAAUGCUAGAAGAGAUCAUCCUUUAGAAAUCCAGUCCUCAAGCCAGGGUUUGGAAAAUAUGAAAAUGCACAAAUAUUUCCCAAAAGAAGAACAAUACAACAGAAGGGAGAAAAGGGUAAAUGUUCUGAAAAAGUUACCUCAGGAAUGUGAACCUUCUCACCCUCCUCAAGUGACAGAAACCAAAUCAAAACAACACAAAAGUACUGUGGAACAAUUGAAUAGUGACAGGAAAGAGUUGAAUACAAUAAAUCCACAAAACAACAAAAAUACUCAAGACAAUGAAGACAAUUGUUUUUUCAAAGAGGAUGAUGAUGAUGAGAAGGAGGAAAAUAACGAUGAUGACGACGAUGAUGAUGAUGAUGAAGAUUAUGUGAUUAACACAAGUGCCAAAAGAAAAAGGCAUUAUAUAUGUAAUCAGUGUGGGAAAAGCUUUGGUCGCAGCUCAGUCCUUCGGAGACAUCAAAAAACUCACUCUGGUGUAAAACCAUACCUCUGCUCGGAAUGUGGAAGAAACUUUAUUCAAAAAUCCCAGCUCAUUGAACACCAACGAACUCAUACAGGAGAAAAACCAUAUGCAUGUUCUGAAUGUGACAGAACAUUUAGCCUCAGUUCACAUCUUGUCCAACACAGAAGAAUUCACACAGGAGAAAGGCCUUACAUUUGCUCAGAAUGUGGAAAAAGUUUUAUUCGGGGUUCGGAUCUUGUCCAGCACCGGAGGACUCACACAGGCGAAAGGCUGUUUGCUUGUACAGAAUGUGAAAAAAGGUUUACCUGUAAAUCAGCCCUGCGCCAGCACCGCAGAAUUCACUCUGGGGAGAGGCCAUAUUGCUGUGAUAAAUGUGAGAAAACCUUUAAUCACAGCUCCCACUUAGUAAGACAUAUACGGACUCACACUGGAGAGAAGCCUUACAAAUGCACGGAAUGUGGGAAAACUUUCACUGACAGUUCACAUCUGGUUAAUCACCAGAGAACACAUACUGGUGAGAAACCUUAUGUUUGCAAUGAAUGCGGAAAAAGCUUUACUUACAACGCAGGUCUUAUACUACAUAGAAGAACCCAUACAGGAGAGAGACCAUAUAUCUGUAACAACUGUGGGAAAAGCUUUAAGGGGAGCACACACCUUUUAAGGCAUAUGAGAAUUCACACAGGAGAAAGGCCAUACACAUGUUCUGAGUGUGGGAAAGCAUACACUGACAGUUCUCAUUUGGUCAGUCAUAAGAGAAAACACACAGGAGAAAAACCUUACCCCUGUUCCAAAUGUGGAAAGUGUUUUGCCAUGAAAGCACACCUUAUACAACACCAAAUUACUCACACGGGAAAGAAACCCUAUGAAUGUACUGAGUGUGGAAAAAACUUUACUCGGAAACCAGAUUAUACAGUGCAUCAAAGAACACACACUGGAGAGAGACCAUAUUCAUGUACUGUUUGUGGGAAAAGGUUUACGCAAAGCUCCAGCUUAGCUCGGCAUCUUCGAGUUCACUCAGAAGUAAAACCUUUCAUGUGCACUGACUGUGGCAAAAGCUUCAGCCAGAAUUCUCAUCUUGUUACACAUCAGAGAAUUCACACAGGUGAAAGGCCCUAUAGUUGCAAUGAAUGCGGAAAAUCCUUUAGCGGAAGCUCAAAUUUGGUGAAGCACAAAAAGGUUCAUGCUGGAGACAAAUCUUGGCACUGCCCAGGGUGUGGAAAAAGCUUUACUUGUAGCUCACAACUUCGUACACAUCUUCGGGUGCACACAAAUGAAAAACCAUAUGCAUGUGAAAUAUGUGGAAAAUGUUUCAGCAGUAGUUCUAAUUUAGUAACUCAUCAGAGAGUUCAUACUGGAGAGAGACCUUAUAGUUGCACAGAAUGUGGAAAGAGAUUUACUCAGAGCUCAAGCCUUGUCGUGCACUGGAGAGUCCAUACUGUAGAGAAGCUGUUUACAUGUUCAGACUGUGGAAAAAGCUUUAGUCAUAACUCUCUUCUCAUCAAACACCAGAAAACUCACACUGAAGAGAGACCUUUCGUUUGCAUGGAGUGUGGGAAGGGUUUUACUGGCAGCUCAGCUCUUGUUAGACACCAGAGAGUCCAUACAGAGGAGAGGCCUUAUACAUGCAGUGAAUGUGGUAAGAGAUUUAAGGACAAGUCAAGUCUUGUAAGACAUAGUAGAGUGCAUAGUGAAGACAAGUCUUUCACAUGUGCUAUCUGUGGGGAAACUUUCAAUGAUGGCUCUAAUCUUUUAGAACAUCUAAGGACCCAUACAGAUGAUGAGACUGUAACAAAUUAAUGCUUUGAUUUGGGCAUUUCUCCUAAUCCCUUUUAUUCAGUUAUUAAAAACACAAGAACAUAAUUGCACAGUCGACCGUUUUUUUGAUAUGUGGACACAAUUGCACAGUAAAUUAAAAAGCAAAGUAGAAUUGAAAGACAAAUAUCCUCUCUAAAUCCCCCUUUUGUCUACUUGGUUUUAAUGAACUUGGAAAUAUAAAUCAAUCUCUCCUUUUUUCCA